Molecule: messenger RNA, 6468 nt
Organism: Strongyloides ratti
Lineage: Eukaryota; Metazoa; Nematoda; Chromadorea; Rhabditida; Strongyloididae
Product: Epidermal growth factor-like domain and C-type lectin domain and von Willebrand factor, type A domain and MD domain and C-type lectin-like domain and C-type lectin fold domain-containing protein
Exons: 2
Coding region: 1-6468 (2155 amino acids)
Source: RefSeq, a predicted model, not a curated record
AUGAUUUUAUUUAAAAAGUAUACUUUUCUUUUUUUAUUUAUUGCUUCAUUACUGUUCCCAGUUAACUCUAUUAAUAAUGCUGAAAAUGAAGAUUUAAAAUUAAUUAAAAAACUUGAAAAAACAUGGGACUUAAAAAAAGAUGUUACUAUCAAUGAAGAUCUCUUAAAACCCAUGCAAAAGAAGUAUGAUAACAUUAGUUUUGCAAGUAGUGGUUAUGGUUGUCAAUUACCCGGAUAUACAGGACAAUAUUGUGAAUUCCCAAUUUGUGAAUCAUCGAAUCAUGAACAUUUUGAUAAGGAAGCUGUAAGUGUAUUAGUUGAUUUUAUACACCAACGUUCUUGUAAUAAAAAUGCACCAUUAUAUGUAGAUGUUUCAAUGUUCUCAUUUACAAUUGAAAUUCAUUCUCCAUCAUCUUCUCAACCUGAUAUUAAUGUAUAUGAUCAAAAUGGUACAAUUGUCUCACCGUUUAAUAUUGAUAAAACAGAUCCAACAAAGACAAUUAUCUUAUAUCAACCACAAAAACCAGGAAUAUAUCAAAUUACUCCUAAAACAAAUACUCCAGAAAAAGGAUGUUUUAUUUAUGUUUCUGCUAUAGCACAUUCACAUGUUGAUAUUGGUUUUGUACCAGCUUCAGAAAAUGAUAUAUUACCACCAGAAAGAAAUGAUUUUCCUAUGUCAAAUCCAUAUUAUAAUCAACUUAAUACAAUUGUAGCUCAUUCUAUAAAUGUUAGACAACCUGGACAUAUAUCAACUUUUUUAAUUUAUAAAGAUUAUAAUAUUAUUUCAAAACCACAAAGAGUUAAUAUACGUUAUGGUUGUGAAUUUGACUAUUAUUAUAAUAGUUUUUUUUGUUAUAAUCAAGAUUAUUAUUUUGUAAAAAUUGAAGGUUAUGAUUAUUUUGGUAAUUCAUUUUCUCGUAUAAAAGCAUUUUCAUGUCUUAUCAAUCCAAAUCCACAAAUACCACCUACAACACCAAAACCAUUAAAUCCACAAUCAUGUAAAAAUAAUGGUACACUUGUUAUAAAUAAAGAUAAUACCACAUAUUGUUAUUGUAAAAAUCUUUUUACUUCAUAUGAUUGUUCAACCAGAAUAUGUCUCAAUGAUGGUAAAUCAUUAGAUGAUGGAACUUGUCUAUGUGGUGAUGGUUAUAGUGGAGAUCAUUGUCAAGAUAUCAAAUGUACAAUAGAUUCUGGAUAUUUACCACCACAAAAUAUAAAUAAACCUAUUUUUAUUAUUAGAAGUAGACAAUCAAUGAAUGUUUAUAUUAAUCAAUUAAUUCCACAAAUAAGACAAAUAGCUAAAGAUUUACAAAAUAUUCAAGAUGAAUGGUUUAAAAAUUUUGGUUUAAUUACAUUUAAUAAUAAUGGUACAGUCUUUGAACAAAAUUCAUUUUAUUCAGUUGAAAAUUUUAUUGCAUAUCUUCGUAAUUUAGGAAGUAGUACUGAUACAAGUGGAAGUUGUAGUGAUAAUAUUUUUUCAUCAAUAACAGCAGCAAUUGAAAAAUUUCAACCAGGUAGUCGAUCACCAAUAUAUGUAUUAACUGAUGCUUUACCAAAUGAUUUAAACUAUUUUGAUAAUGUUAAUCAACUAAAUUCUUACUACUUAUCACCAAUAUAUUUCUUUAUUUUUGAACAAUUAAAUUGUAAUCCAUCUGAUAUUUAUUCACAAGAAUAUAGAAAAAUGGAAAAAUUAUCUGAAAUAUUUUCUGGUACAGUUUUUCCUAUUUAUUCAAAUGAAACAAAUCAAUUUGGAAAUCUUUUUUAUAAUGUUAUGUCUAGUACAUAUUUUAAAAGUGAAUUAAUGUAUGGAAAUGAUGUUGAUACUUGUUCUGAUAUAAAAGUUUUUAACACAUUAGCCAUUGAUUCACAAUUUGAUAAACUUGCUAUCAUAACAACUGGAAAUAAUUUAAAAUUACAAUUAGUAACACCUGAAGGUGAUCCUGUAGAUGCUACCCUUCUAUAUACCUCAUCAUCUAUUUCUAUAUGGAAUUAUACUGGUCUCCAUUCUGGACAAUGGCAAUUUUCUAUCAUUCCUUCAGACACUAUAACAUCAUGUUCUAUAAGAGUUUAUGCUGUUAUAUCUCCAGAUGGACAAUUAUAUGCUCCACAUUAUAAACUUAAUUGGGGAUUUACUUCAGAACUUAAUAUGGAUAAACCUAUAAUACAACCAUUAGUUGGAAUGAGUAAUUCUCUUGUAGCACAUCUUGAUAAUUAUCAACUUAUAGAUCCAUCAAAAAUAAAUGCUGAAGUUGUUAUUUAUUCAAAAAACAGUAAUGGAAAAAAUAUGAUUUUUGCUUCAAAUGGUAUUUGGAGGGAUGGUUGUAAUUUUCAAAUAUAUUUUGCACCAUUUCAUUGUUAUACACCUGAUGAAACCCUUUAUUUUACCUUAUUUGUUAAAGAUAUUAAUGAUUUUCAUAUUCAAAGAGCUGGUUCAAUGUAUUGUGCCUCUUUUCAUCCAACACAAAAACCACCAUCUUCAUGUCAAAAUGGAGGUUUUAUGUUAAAUGGUACAUGUAUAUGUCCACCAUCUUAUACUGGAAAUAAUUGUGAAAUUCCUGUAUGUCAAAAUGGUGGAACACCAUCAUUCAAAGGAUGUUCCUGUCCACCAUUAGUUGAGGGAAAAUUCUGUGAAAUUCUUACAUGUCCAUCAAAAUCAGUAUUUCCAAAACCAUUUUCAAAUAAUCAAUCUAUAACAUUUCUUCUUGAUAUUACUUAUACAAAUAGUUUAUUAUUAAGACAACUUGCAAUAUAUAGUGAUGUAAUGUUAAGAGAUAUUCUUUCACAUGAUAGUAAACAUAUUGAUAUUAUUUAUGUAUAUGGUUUUAAUGAAACAAGUAUGGCAAUUCCAAUUGGUAUUACAGAUGUUAAUAAUCUUGAAAUGGUAAAUAAUUUUUUUAAUGAAGCAUAUACUAAAUCAAUGGCAGCAUCUAAAAAAUGUGUAAAAGUAGAAACAUGGCAAGCUAUUAAUUUAGCAAGAAUGAUGAGUGAUCAAAAUUCACAAGUUUUUGUUUUUCAAUCAUCUAUUCCAAAUGAGGAUGAUAGUACAUUAUCAAUUUUAUAUACAAAAAUACAGGAUGAAUUUAUACAAAAAGGAUUAACAUUAACAUUAUAUGUUGGUGCAUUAGGGAAAUCUAAGUAUUAUUGUAAUGGUGAUUCAAAUUCAUUUAAUAAUCUUAAAUCAUUAGCUGAAAAAUCAUAUCAAGGAGAUUUUCUUGAAAUAACAUAUUCUGGAUAUAUGAAUAUACCAAAAAUUGUUCCAUCAUUUGUUAGUAGUAGUAUUAUUUAUAAAAAAACAUAUGAUGAUUGUAAAAGAAAUUGUUCAUUAUAUUUCUCAAUUGACAGUCAUACACAAAAUAUUCAACUUAAAAUAAAAGGAAAUGUUGGAAGAAAUCUUGUAACGCUUAAAAUGCCAAAUCAAUCAAUUGAUAACAAUUUUUAUGGUUUAAUUGAAGAUAAUUCUACUGGUCUUUCAAUUUUUGAAUCUAGAAGAGAAUGUGACGAAGGUUGGGAAUCACUUGGACCACAAUAUUGUAUGAGAUAUAUUGCAGAACCAGCAUCAUGGAUUGAUUCUCAUAAUUAUUGUGUAAAUAACAAAGCAUUUUUGGUUGAUGAUAUGUAUCCAUCUAAAGAUAGUUAUUUAACAUCAUAUCAAAAUGAAUAUAAUAUUUCUAGUGUAUGGAUUGGACUUACAUCAUUAAAAAAUUAUUCUUCAGGAAAAUGGUCCUGGAAUAGAGAUCCACUUACAAGUGUACCAUUAACUUCAACACAUUAUACAAAUUGGAAUCGAAAUGCUGUUUUGAAUGAUAAUACUAAACAAUGUGCUUAUAAAGGAAUAGAUUGGAAUACUGAUAGUUGUUCAUCCUUAAGGCCAUUUAUAUGCCAAAAACAUAAAUAUCAGGAUAGUUUUGAUCCAUCAAUUUCUGAAACAGAAAAUUUACCACCAGGAAAAUGGAGUGUAAGUGUUACAUCAACUGGUUUAACAAAUAUUGAAAUUCGUGUACAAUCUAAAAUUAGAAUUCACAAUGGAUUUUUAACUAAUGUUCAUGGAGAUAGUGUUAAAGCAUAUGGAGACUUUUAUUCUAAGAAUCAACGAUUAGCUGCACAUAUUACUCUUAUUAAUCAUAAUAUUUUUGAUACAUAUAUUGUUAAUACAAGAAUGUUUUUAUAUAAUAAUGUUAUGAUUCAAGCUGCUAAUUAUCAACCAAGAGAAUCAUGUACUUAUCAAUAUAUUUCAGAAAUUAUUAGUUGUGGAGAUCCACAACAAUCAUAUGAAUCUUUUUAUGCUAUAACAACUGGAGUUGAUGAAUUUGGAUAUACAAUUCAAAGAUAUACAACACAUACAUGUGUUAAAAAAGUAAAGAGAUGUUCUCAUGGUGUUUCAUAUAAUGGUGAAUGUUAUUGUAAUGAUGAUUGGACUGGUGAAUUAUGUAAUGUACCUAUUUGUCAAAAUAAUGGUACAUAUAAUAAUAAUACUAAUACUUGUACAUGUCAACAAGGAUAUUCUGGAGAAACAUGUAAUAAACCUAUAUGUUUAAAUCCUUCAUUAAAUAAAAUUAAUAGAAAUGGAAAAAUAUUUGUUUUAGUUAUUGAAAAUACUAGUGCUAAUUUAGUUGCAAUAAAUUCAUUGAGAAAAAAUAUUUCAAAUAUUCUUAAAAAUGUUGAUAGUCAAUGGAUAACAGAAUAUAUUUAUGUUCUUUUUGAUUCUACUUCAUCAAAUCCUAUUACACAAAGAUUUUAUAAUAUUGAUGAUUAUGUAUCAAGUAUUCAAAGAAUAGUACCACAAGAUAGUACAACUUCAUGUAAUUUACCUGUAUAUAAUGCUCUUAUAACAGCUAUACAACAACUUGAUCAACAACAAUCUGUUGUUUAUACUAUAACAAGAUCAUUACCAUCUGAUUUAAAUAAUGAAUAUGAAUUUGAAAAAACUCUUAUAAAAUAUGGUCCACAAUUAUUUUAUCAUACAAUUUCAAAUUCUUCUGGAUGUAUUACAGAUAUUACUAAUGAUAUUCUUUUACGUAUUCAAAAAUAUGCCAUUGGAAGUGGUGGUAAUAUUUUAACAACAUCAGAAAAUGAUCUUGGAUCAGCAUUUUCUGUUAUUUAUCCAUCUUUAUAUCAAGGAACUACUCUUAGUAAUCCAGCAUUAUAUAAUACUUCAUGUCAAGAUGGUAUUGAAAUAUAUUUAAAUGUUGAUAGAAAUAUAAGUGAUAUAUAUUUUUAUAUUUAUGGUGUUUAUCCUACAGUAUCAGUAGUAUCAUCUUCAAAUGAAAGUCUAAGUGUAACAACAGCUUUUUCUGGUCAAUUAGAUAUAUCACCAGGAUUAUAUAUAUAUAAAAUUCCAUAUGUAGACACUUUUGGAAUAUAUACAAUUAAAAUAAAUGGUAAUGGUGCUUGUUAUGGUCAAAUUCGAGCUGUUGGUAGUUCAGAAUUAUAUUAUGGUUUUGUACCAUCUAAUAUACAUUUUCUAGAUAUUGGAAAACAUCUUGAUAAUGCAACUACAGUUCCUUUAAAUGAUUAUAAUCAAAUUGUCGGUAGUAUUGUUGGUGAUCAAGCAUCAUUGACAUAUGUUAGAUUAAUAAAUACUGAAACCAAUGAAUAUCAAUAUUUGAAAUUUUAUAGAAGAGAUAAUUGUACGUAUAAUUAUUAUAGUGAUCCAUUUAAAUGUGAUAAAGGAUUAAUAGUUCUUACUUUUUAUGCUCGAGAUAACUCUGGAUUUAACAUAAUUAGAGAAAGUAUAACAAUGUGUGUAAACAUUGUUGCUCCACCAACAUUUAUUCCAUCCACAUCUUCUCCUAAAAUUAAUGGAUCUACAAAAGUAUCAGUAAUUACUAAAUCCACAACAACAACACCAUCUCCAUCAGUAUUUGAUGCUAAAGCAAAUAUAUACUUGAUAACCGAUGUUUCAUCAAAUGUGCCGGCUAAUGUGUAUGCUAACACAUUGACAAACUUUUUAAUUCAACUUUUUAAUUAUUUUAAAAUAUUUCCUCAAAAUGUUAAUGUAGCAUUUUCACCUUCACCAGGAGAUGCAAAUUUGUGGCUUAGCUUACCAACAUUUAAUACAUAUAAAGGAAUUAACAUGCUUAAAAUUUCUAUUAAUGCUUCAUACUACCCUGUUAAUGAAUCACAAACACCAGGCCAAAAUCAGCUUACUGAUGUUAUUGGGAUGGCUCUUAAUUAUAAUUUCCUUAACACAGGUUAUAAUAGUGCUUACAAACCACAUAUAAUUUUCUAUGUUACAACAACAUCAUCUCCAAAUUCUGCUACAAUUGCUAAAGCACAAGAAAUAAGGGAAUCUGGUAAAUUUAAAAUAAUAACAAUUGCCUAUAAACCGUUAACUAACAUAGGUGGUUUACAAAAAAUGGGUGAUUGCUUUUACAAAGCAACUGAUGAAAUAGAUUUAUCAGCACUUUCCACAGCAUUAGCUAUUAAAAUAAAUCGUGCCAGUGCUGCUGGUAAUGAAUAUCAAUGUUAA